Monodelphis domestica (gray short-tailed opossum) is the source of this 2624-nucleotide messenger RNA. RefSeq names its product protein tyrosine phosphatase non-receptor type 22 (gene PTPN22). Gene Ontology annotation, cellular component: nucleus; cytoplasm. Gene Ontology annotation, biological process: T cell receptor signaling pathway; negative regulation of T cell activation; protein dephosphorylation. Gene Ontology annotation, molecular function: non-membrane spanning protein tyrosine phosphatase activity. The record is from RefSeq and is a predicted model, not a curated record. Lineage: Eukaryota; Metazoa; Chordata; Mammalia; Didelphimorphia; Didelphidae.
CUUGUGAUGAAGUCAGUAAACCACAGUGUUUAGCAGGCACUGCUCCUACCGUGGCUCUUCUGUGGUGUCUCAACCAUGACACACAUUUGACAUGCCCUUUCCUAGCCCCCUGACAGACUGGGGUGCUCCUGCUUUGCACCAUGGACCAAAAAGAAUUCCUCCAGAAGUACCUGGACGAGGCCAGAAACAAGAAACUCGCUCGGGAGGAGUUUGCCAGCGAGUUUCUGAAACUGAAAAGGCAAUCUACAAAGUAUAAGAUGGAUAAAACAUACCCUACAACGGUGGCUGAGAGGCCAGAAAACAUCAAGAAAAACAGAUACAAGGACAUCUUGCCCUUUGAUCACAGUAGGGUAAAGCUAUCCCUGAUAACUUCUGAUGAGGAUUCCCAUUACAUCAAUGCCAACUUCAUCAAGGGUGUAUAUGGUCCCAAGGCAUACAUCGCCACUCAGGGGCCUCUGGCUACCACCCUUCUGGACUUCUGGAGAAUGAUAUGGGAAUACAGUGUCCUGAUCAUUGUUAUGGCAUGCAUGGAGUUUGAAAUGGGAAAGAAAAAAUGUGAGCGAUAUUGGGCCGAGCCAGGAGAGACUGUUCUACAGUGUGGUCCCUUCUCCAUCUCCUGUGAAUCUGAAAACAAGAAAUCAGAUUAUGUUAUUAGGACACUAAAAGCCAAGCUGAAUAAUGAGACUCGAACCAUCUAUCAGUUUCAUUACAAGAACUGGCCAGAUCAUGAUGUGCCCUCAUCUUUAGAUCCUAUCCUUGAGCUCAUUUGGGAGGUCCGGUGUUACCAAGAGGAUGACAGUGUUCCUAUCUGUAUUCACUGCAGUGCUGGCUGUGGGAGGACUGGUGUUCUGUGUGCUGUUGAUUAUACAUGGAAACUACUGAAAGAUGGGAUAAUUCCUGUGAACUUCAAUAUUUUUAGUUUAAUUCAGGACAUGCGAACACAGAGGCCAUCCUUAGUGCAAACUCAGGAGCAGUAUGAGCUGGUCUACAAUGCCGUAUUAGAACUGUUUAAGAGACAGGUGGAAGUUCUCACAGAUCCCCGUGGCUCCACAGCUUCAGAGAUUCAAGCAAACAAGGGACCACUUAAGCCAUCACCAGCUCUAGAAGGUGUUCCCUACUCUUGUAUUCCAUCAGAUUGUCCAACUGAAGAAGACUCAUUAAAAUGUCAGCAGAAUAAACAUAUGGCCCAAGAAGAAACAGUACAAGUUUCAACAUCAGAUUGUGGUGCCCCUGAACCACAGCCAAGCCAAGGACUUAUCUCACAUCCAGUUAAACAGGACAUUUCUGUAGAAGUCUUAGAGUUAAAUGACAGUUGUGAGAAAAAUGCAGAUAGGUUUGUGAAAUGGGAGACAAAGUUAUAUCCACCUGUUGGGGAACCACUUCAAAAACAUGGAAGUUUGGACUUGAACACCAUUUUGGCUGGGACACAUCCCAACUCUGGAACAAAAAAUGCAAUGGAAAGACAGCUCAAUACAAAGGUGCCAUUAACACGGACCAAAUCAACUCCCUUUGAAUUGCCACCAGAGAGGCAACCAAAGGAGUGUGAAAUCAAUGCUACAUUUCCUUGUCUGGAUGCCCAUCAAGGUCAUUCCUACUCUUCUAUUGCCUUACAGGCUCAAAAGACAAAAAGUAUUUCUUCUGUGGAACUGAAUCGUUUACUAAGUGGUCCAAAGGCCCCAGUAUAUAAUCCUUCCCAUCCAAAGGCUCAUGUGUCUAAUACAUACAGGGCCCAUCCUUAUACUUUCUUGGCAGAAGAUCCUUACUUUUCACAACUGUCUCCAAAUACUAUAGGUCCCCCAAUGCGUGCUGAUUUCUUGAAGAAGCCAGAUGAAACUGUCUUUUCUUCCUCUUCAUCAUCUACAGCCACUACAACUCCAAUUUCUGAUGACUCUCCAGAGUUGGAUGAUGAAAUCCCUCCUCCUUUGCCUGAACGAACCCCUGAAUCCUUUAUUGUGGCUGAGGAAUCUGGAAACUUUUCAGAGACAACGUCCAAACCACAGUCUUCACCUGUGAGACUGAAAAUUGGGACCUCGUUGGAAUGGAGUGGAGUUUCCGAAACAGAGAGAGAUGAUGACUCAUUUCAACUGAGACCAAGUAAGAGUGUGAAGCCGAGAAGUCCUGAAACAGAGAUACAUCAGGAUCGUUCUUCAUCCCCUCCUCCUCCACUUCCAGAAAGAACACUUGAGUCCUUCUUUCUUGCUGAUGAAGACUCAGGUCCAAUGCAGGUCCAAUCUGUAGAAACUCAUUCUACCAACUGCUUGAAUAACUUGGAAGAUAUAACUUCUUCUCAACAGUCACUGAAGACUUCUGGAAAAGGUUUCACAAGGAGUAGGAGUUUAAAAAUUCUACGAAAUGUUAAAAAGAGUAUCUCAUUGCAACCAGUCAAACCAUCAGAAUCUGUACAAUCGAAUCACUCAAACUCCUUUUUGAACUUUGGUUUUGCAAAUCGUUUUUCAAAACCAAAAGGACCAAGAAAUCCGCCUCCGACAUGGAACAUUUAAUCUGAUUUACGACUUGCAUUCAGAAAAAUGCAAAUUGGCUACAAUGUUCUCUUAUGCUGUAAAUUCCAAAUUAAAACAUCAAAAUGCUGCCAGAUGAAAUAAAUGUGCUCAAUAAUUACCCUA